GGGUCCAAAACAACCAACAUAAUGUACUCUUUAUCGAACCAAUUUCGAUCAAAGAAGGUGAGAAGCUACUCGAACCUAUGGAGGUAGGAAAAUUCCUACACGAAGUAGAGCUAGAUCAGUUCAAUGAACUAAGACGAGCAGGACAAUAUCGAUACAAACUAAUUUACAAAAAUCCAAAAGACGCUGAAAAAAUCCUAAACUCAACACAUAUUCUCAAACAAAACAACUACAAAGCAUUCAUUCCACGAAUGUUGCUUGAAACCACAGGAAUCAUCAAACAAGUACCCACUACACUAACAGAGAAAGAAAUAUUUCAAAACACAAUUUCAGAAAAAAAGAUUUUACGAAUUGAAAGAAUUAAAAAACGAAGCGACCCAAAAGACCCGAAAUCCCAACUAACCGACACACGUACUAUAAAAAUCACUUUCGAAGGCGCUGAACUUUCCAGAACAGUCUCAAUCUACGGAGUAAUUAAAGUCCCGGAAAUGUACAUCUACCCAGUACGAAUUUGUACAAAAUGCUGGAGGUUAGGUCACAAAGACAUAGCCUGCAAAAGCAAAAAAACCUGUAUUAAAUGUGGGGAAUACGAAACAGAAAAUCACACACACGAGGACGAACAGAAGAAAAAAUGUCGAAAUUGCGGGGGGGACCACCUUCCUACUAACAAAAAUUGCCCAGAACGUAUCAGAACAGAACACAUAAACAUCGCAAUGACAGUUAACAAAAUGACCUACAAAGAAGCUGAAGAACUUUAUCCCAAAUCCAACAUAAGAACAUCAAACAAGUUUGCAUUGCUUGAGUCUACCGUUGAAUUCCCACAGUUGGAACAACCCAGUAGAACAAACUCACAAUUCAGACACAUUAAUCACACUAACCAGUCGAAAAUCGAUUACAGAACAAUUGUUAAUAAAAUUAAGAACAACACACAAGAUCAACAAAAAAAGCCCAAACCAACAAUACACAGAAAUACAUUCCCAACUACAGAGAUUUAUCCCGAACAAGUUCGAGUGAUUGAAAAUAAUCCACACAAAGUAACAGAAACAGAAAAACUACAAACUGAACAAGAAAAACUAACAAAACAGCUAAAAUACAUUUUUGAAAAAAUUACAGAUAAUAACACAGAAAAUAAAAUCGAAUCAGACGUACUGCUCAUCGAAAUAGCUUCGAUGAUACAAAACUUGAUACAAUUAACAAAUUCUCAUCAUAAAACAUGAUAAACAUCCAUAACUGCGACAAUUAUGGACAAUUGCUUUAAACAAGACCUAAAUAUAGCCCAACUAAAUAUCCAUAGCAUAAGACCCAUACAUAAAAGAGAAACAAUCAAAACUUACUUAAAAACCAAAAACAUUCACAUCUUUCUAAUUCAAGAAACUUGGCUCAAGCCAGACGAGAAAUACAAAUUUCUCAAUUACAAAUUCGCCAAAAACUGUAGACCUGAUGGCUACGGUGGUACAGGAAUACUCAUUCACCCAACACUGAUAUAUGAAGAUAUAAAUCUCACAGACAUAGACUUAGAACUAACAGCAAUAAAAAUAAAAAACACGAAACAGCCAAUAAUUUUCAUAUCAACAUAUAUUCCACCUGAUACACCGAUAUCGGAGAUCAAAGAACCGCUUGAAAAACUAUUUCACUUCAUUUCUAACAGCAACACACCAGUUUUCCUGGGUGGUGACUUAAAUGCUCAUCACCCAACCUGGGAUAACGUCUCAAAAAGAACAGACGGAAGAGGAGAAUUAAUAAGUGAACUAAUAGACAACAACAACGUAGUUAUUUUAAAUACAGGAGUAGCAACAAGAUGGGAAGACUUAAAUUGCAAUCCAUCUGCGAUAGAUUUAACCUUCACCACACCAGACAUAGCACCGCACAUACACUGGGACACAAGUACAGAAGAUUUAGGAUCAGAUCACAAGCUCAUAGAAUGUCACAUAACAUCUUACAACAAAUUUAACAACAUCUCGGCAAGAACGAUAAUAAGCAAACAAAAAGCUAUACAAAACCUUAAUCAAAUAAAUCCAAACUCAAUAACAAAUGCAGAAAAUCUAAACGAAAAAAUAAACAAUGCAUUAAACAAUGCAACAUACACCAUAUUUUCUAACAGCAAAAAACAAAUUAAACCAUACUGGAACGAUAACAUCAAAAAAUUAUAUGAGAUAAAAAAUAAAAAACAUAUUGAAUUCAGAAAUAACCUAUCCUUAGAAAAUAAACAUGAAUUCAAAAAAGCAGAAAGAAAUUUCAAAAAAGCCUUAAAAAAUGAAGUUUUUAAUUACAGGAACAAAAUGAUAGAAGAAAUAAACGAACAGACUAGUGUAAACCAAAUGUGGAAAAUCGUCAGAUGUAUUAGUGGUAACUUCAAAAACAAAGAUAACACAGAAAUAACAAACAAUAAAGAAUUAGCAACUAAAUUCAUCGAUCUCAAUUUCAAAGAAAUUAAUAACAUCGAGCCAAUAGUACAUACUAACUUCGAUGUAACAGAAGAAAAAUAUUUAGCUCCAUUAAACAUAAAACAAAUGAUUGAAAAAAUCAGACAGAAAAAAGACUCAUCAGCAGCAGGGCAAAACAAACUUUCUUACUUUCAUCUAAAAAAUAUCAAUACUAAUCUUCUAAUCAAAAUUCUUGAAAUAACAAAUAAAGUAUGGAAAGACGAAAUAAUACCCGAAGAAUGGCUAUUAGUCAAAAUAAUACCCAUUUUAAAACCAGGAAAAGACAAACUUAAAGAAUCGUCAUACAGACCAAUAGCACUAAUAAACGUAAAUUUAAAAAUUAUUAACAACGAAGUAAAACAAAGACUAAACCUAUUUAUUGAACAACAUGAACUAUUACCUAGCUUAUCAUACGGUUUUAGAGCAGGCUACUCAGCCAUAAACUGUGUAAACCAUAUAACCUCAAUAAUAACAGAAG
Aedes albopictus (Asian tiger mosquito) is the source of this 2898-nucleotide messenger RNA. RefSeq lists its product as uncharacterized. NCBI's taxonomy places the organism in Eukaryota, Metazoa, Arthropoda, Insecta, Diptera, Culicidae. The transcript has a single exon. Bases 78 to 1214 code for a protein of 378 amino acids. The record is from RefSeq and is a predicted model, not a curated record.